AUGGUGUACAUCAUACGGCAUUACAAGGCCAAGAGACUCACCAACCGGGAGUUUUAUGUAAUACGCUUUCUACCUAUCAGACUAGGUGUCGCUAUGUUCAAGUACCUCGUCUGGAUACGUCGAUUUGCAAACCUACUACGGCGCGAACGAUCUGGAUAUUUGGAUACAAAUCCAGGGCCCUUAAAGGGACAGCGGCUUGUCUUUAAUUCGAAUGGGAAUAUAUGGUCAACAUCUCGGCUUACAGCAAUACUUCAAACAGUAACCUCUAGAGUAUGGCUACAGAAGAUGAACAUUCAGCAUUACCGCCAAAUUUCGAUUGGAAUCACAGAAACGAAUGUUCGGGAAGUGCAUUCACCGUUCAACCGAUAUGAUGAUUCUAGCGCCAAAGCGGAUCUGAAUGUCGUAUUUGCCUGGCAAAGCGGACUUCGGCCUUUACAAAGGGGCAUUACAUACGGUCUUGAUGGCGCAUUUCCACAUCAGCUUCAGCCAGCGCUUUUUCGAGCAUAUGAGUGGGCAUCAACUCGCUGGCAUGAACCUUUACAUCAACCUAGUAAAGUGUUACCACCAGCUCCAUCAUCAAUACUGACAUCUCUAAAGAGUGACAAAGGAGGAUACAAGCGCAAGGCGAAUCACCCCACUAUGGAAGGGGAUCGUUCAGUGGCUUAG
Fusarium redolens is the source of this 666-nucleotide messenger RNA. RefSeq lists its product as uncharacterized. NCBI's taxonomy places the organism in Eukaryota, Fungi, Ascomycota, Sordariomycetes, Hypocreales, Nectriaceae. The record is from RefSeq and is a predicted model, not a curated record. The coding region runs from base 1 to 666 and encodes 221 amino acids. The transcript has a single exon.